Molecule: messenger RNA, 953 nt
Organism: [Torrubiella] hemipterigena
Lineage: Eukaryota; Fungi; Ascomycota; Sordariomycetes; Hypocreales; Clavicipitaceae
Source: the annotation of a GenBank genome assembly
CGCCCGUUCUUGUCAUCCUACACACCCAUGAGCGCUUGCUCCACGUGAAUAAGCCAACGGAAAUAACGACAAAUAAAGAGCACCUGAGUACACGCACCCAGGCAUGGCGUUUGGUGCUACCGAAGGUCCUGUAUUGCUGGGCCACAUCAUCCCUAGCCCGCGUGAAAUAGACAGCGUUAUUAAUGCUGGUGGCAUCACGCCAUUCCCUAAGGCGAUGAGGAUCUGGGCCACCACAGCUGUCGACUUCCGCUUCUCCAAACUGACGGACAACGGCGUUGAAACUGGUGCCAAGGUCGACGUUCCUAUUGUAGCGCCUACUGGAACCACUGUGGCCACCGAGGCUAGCCUGGUGUUUAAGCGCGUUAUGGGCGAUGCGUGGGAAGUCGAUCGAUUGGAGACGCAGAUUGUUCAGCCAAGUCUACAGUACCUCAAUGACUGUCGCAGGAGCUCCUCAGAACUGGAUUCCUGGGUGAAUGUGCGCAGGCUGGACCGCUGGAAAGUCUAUAUGGUUAGCGGCCUCAUUAUUGCGCGAGGAGCGAGGCGAAAUCGUAUUGAUGAGAAGACUAAUAGUUUCAACAUAGGAUCCAGUGUUGGCGUCUCUGGUAUGCAGGUCAGUGCAAACGUCAAGCGUACCAACGAGGCUCAUGCCAGCAUAUCUGGAGCAUAUUCCAACGACUUUGUCUGGGCUGUACGCUUGACUGAGGUGUCCAAGUCGCUGUUCGCUUCUGACAUUCAGCUUAAGACAUUCACCAAAGGUGCUACUUUACAGUCAAGCUUAGGCUCGGAUUCGGAAACAGUAAAUAUGCAGACUGUGUUGGACGACAUGGGAGAAAAUGACUACAAUGUGCAAUCGCUAAAAGUGUUUAAUAACGAUGUUGAAGAGGCUUUUAUAGUUUUAGAUGAGAAAUAGACCCAAUAUACCCAGCAAAGAGAAAGAAAAGGGAAUAUAUCGG